This is a messenger RNA of Dentiscutata erythropus, 1536 nucleotides long. The record is from the annotation of a GenBank genome assembly. Lineage: Eukaryota; Fungi; Glomeromycota; Glomeromycetes; Diversisporales; Gigasporaceae.
AUGGAAAAGGCAGUUCGCAAGGCAACAAAACCUAAGCGUGCUGCUCCAAAAGCAAAAUAUCUAAAAGUAUUAAUAGAAGCAACUUCGGAUGAUUCUGCUUUAGGGUCGGCACUAAAACAUCUUAAUCAUCGUUUAAAGGAACACAGCUGGACAGUUGUUUUCAAAAGUCUUAUUGUUAUUCAUGUUUUAAUGAGACAAGGUGUAAAUGCUCGUGUUUUAAAUUAUUUGGUGAGAGAUCCAACAAUUUUAAAUGUAUCAAGUUUUAAAGAUAGGUCAGGUACUCAAGGUUCAGAGCAAACUAAAAAUAUUCAUACAUAUGCCGCGUAUAUUGAAGAAAAAGUAGCUGUAUACCGAGACUUAAAAGUCGAUUUUGUCAGAGAAAAAUUAAAUAAUGGCGAAGGUCGAUUAAGAAAGCUUUCAGUUGAAAAGGGACUUUUACGAGAAGUUGAAAUACUUCAACGUCAAAUAGCAGCUUUACUAAAUUGCAAGUUCUUCAUAGAUGAAGUAGAUAACGAAGUAACGUUGACAGCAUUUCGACUCCUUGUUGAGGAUUUACUUACACUAUUUCAAGCUAUUAACGAGGGAGUCAUCAACAUUUAUAAAAAGUAUGUCCAACAGACUGAAAAAGUUGUUGAUUAUCUUAGCAUAGCAAAAAGAAUGCAAGCAGCUCUUAGAAUGAGCGUUCCAAACCUAAAACAUGCUCCUACAUCUCUAACAGCUACUCUAGAAGAGUAUGUUAAUGAUCCAGACUUCGAGGAAAACAGAAGACAAUAUAAUGAAAAUAAGGGUUUAAAACAGGACAAACAAACUGUUGAUAACAAAACCCCAUCGAAUAGCAUUCCUAAAAAUACUGUAAAAAGUGUAGAAUCCUCUGUUCCUUCAAACGUUACAAAUGUUACCAAAACAUCCUCAAAAGAAAGAGAGUUUGUUGAUUUCUUCUCAAGUAUAGAACAAGAACAAACCUUGAUUUUUGGUCCGCUUCAAACGUAUUCUCCCACAAAUACGUUAAGUCGCAGCGUUACCAACCCAUUUAUAGGGAUUCAAAAUCAACGCAUAAACGAAUUUUCUUCACAACCUCAGAUAGUUCAAUCACCAGUUACUUCUCAAGAUACUAAUCCAUUUCGAUCUACCAUUAUCGGUCAAGAUGUGUCCUCUAAUAGAUCUUCCACUAUGUUUGGUCAAGAUAUGUCCUCUAAUAGAGCUUCAAUUUUGACAUCCGUGCAGCAAAAUCCAUUCCAAUCUUCUAUACCUACUUCGUCAUAUAGUAAUCCAUUCACUUCUAUGAAUACUAUUCAAUCUCCACAAUUAUCUCAACAAUUAUCUCCACAAUCUAUGCAAAUAACUCCAAUUCAAUCCAAUACUACUUUAGAUAGUAACCCGUUUAGAAAGUCUAUGCUUCCAACUACAUUUAAUCCUUUUCCUCAAUCAAUGCCUCAAGGGCCUCCUAUUAAUUAUCAAAUUGAUCCUAUGAAUUCGACUGAUACUUCAUUCCCUAUUAACCAAUUUCAACCUCAUGCUGCAGGAAAUUUGACUUAA